Molecule: messenger RNA, 5993 nt
Organism: Neodiprion fabricii
Lineage: Eukaryota; Metazoa; Arthropoda; Insecta; Hymenoptera; Diprionidae
Exons: 3
Coding region: 559-2796 (745 amino acids)
Source: RefSeq, a predicted model, not a curated record
UCUUCCGACAAAAUAAUUAUCGCUAUCAGCGCGUUCAAAACUUGCUAUUCGGUCGAGCUCUUCCCCGUUUCAGAAGACUCCAUUCUCUCCGAAGUUUUUGUUCAAUGUCAAAGUGACAGUCCCUAGGAGGUCUUCUUCCCACGGGUUAAUUGCCUUAUUUAUUAAAUUCACAGACGAGGACGAGUCGCUUGCUUAUUUUUAGAUUCAACCAUGGUUAGCUCUUAUCUAGUGAUUCAGACGUUAUCUAGCCUCGCUAUCGGAUCGAAUAUCAUAACUUGAGAUCCCGUAUCUACUGAUAAGUUUCCUCGCAAGCUGGUUGACAAAAAAAAAAAAACCGACGAAUUAGAAAGGUACAGUACCCAGAAGUAUAAUUACCCAGUCGACGUCAUGCUGGAUAUAAGAAGUCAUAAACUUUUGCAAAGAGAAAUAUUCAUUGGGCAACUAUGAGUUGCAUUUUGGAACAAAUGUUUGAGAAGCUAACAUUGAGAAGAUUACAGGAGCAACUUUUGAAAAUUCCUUGAUAAUCGCUGAUAAAUAGAAAACAGGAAAUACGCAUUAAUGGACAAUACGAAAUGCCCACGAAAUUAUUUUCCUCACUUAAAAUCAGGGAUUAAGACUGAUUCAACGGAAGAGAGAUAUGCUGAGAAGCAAAAGCAGCAUACCCCUUCACGUGGAAAGAAAUGUCAAGGCGACAUUGUAUACAUACAGAAUCCACUGUUCCAAAACUUCUUUAACAACGGUUUAACAGAGUUCAAAGACACUACUGGCAGCUGUGAAUAUUAUUCAAGAAAUCUUACCACGAAUUCGAAUCACGAGGGUAAUUAUUGCCACAAGUUAUACUCUCAGGAUUGUAACUUCCAGAAAUUUCAACAUCACGAAUGUAACGGUGCGCAAAUAAAUGUAACCCAUAAAACUCGCAAAAGUAGAACAAAAGCAAGGGCUAAAACGAGAAGAGAUAUGUUGAUUAAUGAAAGCUCGGACGACGAUUACUGCUCUGUGAAUUCUUUGUUUGACUUGCAAUUAGCAGGCAACAGAAAUUCUUUAAACAUGAAUGACGCGUACAACAGGAGAAGUCGUUCGGCUAGAACAGAAAGAUACCUUCGCCGGUUGUCCAAGGAUGAAAAUUAUUAUGACAAUGAAUUUUGCACUGCAAAGAUUAGCUCCCCUAAAAGAUUUCAAGAUGGUAAAUCGGCCUCGACAAAAUGGGAAAGCCAAGUUCCUGCCCCUUCAAAUAAUCUUGACGAAUGCAACCCUAACUUGUUUUAUUUCAACCACAAUGACACAGUAUUAAAUAAUCCUAUUUAUAAUUCAUCCCGAGCAGAUUCUCCAAUUCUUUACCGUAGGCCCAGAUCGCAGACUGGUCGAAAAGAGUUUACUGAAAAUCAAGCUCACGGCGGGGAUUUUAACUACAGCAGAACGCGUUGUUCCGAUCCUGGCACCGACGCUUUUCUCGCUUACAAGAAUAAUAAAUUGCCACGCCCGCCUGACUACCUCCAAUAUGUUGAGCCAAAAAUAUUCAAUCAUGAGCAUUCAACUCAGAUUAUGCAACUAAAUAAACCAGCAGCUACUCACCGGGUUAAACGUUCCAAUUCGUUUCAAAGUGAACCUUUAAAAGAGUACGAAGUGAGGAACCAUAUUUGGCUAACAAUGGGUAGAAAACCAAAAGCUGAAGCUGGUAAAUUGGGCACUAGCAUUUCAAGUACUGAAGAAAAGUGGAUCGAUUCAGUCUUACCACCAGUAUCGUCAAAGCCUGUUCCUACAUCAAGACAAGCUGGAUUAGAUUUCCAGAGCAGAAUAAUGUUGCUGCCAAAAGAAACGAGCAAACUUACAGCGAGCAAUACCAAAAUACCACAAAUGGCAGAUUUGUCAGAGAUGUACAAUUCCAGUUCCACCAAUCUGUUGUCGGACACUGAUAAAGAUAAACAGAUUGCUAAAAAACGAAGUUCGAAAGAUUUCAGCAAGGAAUUAUCGGAACUGGAAAAAAUGUACGACAGUCUCCGUCUCAGUGACGAUAAUUUGCUGGAUAGAGCCGAAGAGCGUUGCAUCGAAGAGUUCAGCCAAAAGGGACAAUCUCAAUCCUCAGCUACUGAGCAUGCCAAGUAUCUCUCGAGCAGUUCGUCAUCCGAGUCUCUAAACUUGGAGGAUGGUACAGCGGGAGAAAAGUAUUCCCAGCAGUCCAGUGAGCCGCACGUUGUUAACGACGAUAUGGCAUACAGAAAAAUGCAAUCCAAAAGAAUGCCGGCACUGUCAGAAACCCAGAAUUCUCUGUCGCAGAUAAGCUAUCUGCUUGCAUCAUCGGCGCUGAUCCUUGACAAGACCGAUUAUCCAGAUGAUACGAUUAAAUUGACCAAAGAGGAACCAAAUAUAACAAAAGAUGAUAUGGUUUAUCGAAAUUUACAUUACGCAAACAAUGUCCUCAGGGUUGUCGAGCCUCAGCCGCCGUUUGGAAUACCUCUGAGGCCAGCAACCCCGUCCACCAAUAGCAACUACUUGUGCUCCUCGCCUGUGGUUGUAAAAAGUCCUCCGUUGAAGUACGUGCCUCAAAGCGAACCAAAUCUAAUAACGGAUGACCUGGCGUUCAGGAAUCUUAGGAAAGAUGCUCCAAAGGCAGCUACACCGCAACCUGAGGAAGACAGUAAAAACGAAAUGAAUGUUUUCCUGUUCAACACAGAUAUGGAUAAAACGUCUAAGGACGAUCAGUUCUUUAGAAAGAAAAAGAAAGCUGUAAGAUCUUUGUCAGCCAAUUUAUAUGGUCUGAUAAAAGAAGUAAAUAAUUUAGAUUUGAACGUUAUGUAAUCGAAUACAUAAUCAUUAUAAAUAUAAUCCAUCAAAUAUAGAAUAUUAGCAGCUGCUUUUAGCGUGCUUUACUAAUUAUACAGUUGGAAUAUGUAAAUUUCGAUUUUUCAAUUACAUGACAUAAAUGAAUCGAAGUAGCUGUAAUCGGACUAUAUUUUUGCCAAAGAAAUAUUUCAUGCGGAGAAUAAAGAAUGUUUGAUAAAAUUUAUCGACUUAUUUAACAAAUUGAAUAGAAGAAUAAAAUUCGCUCAAGUUUUAAAGAGGUAGGGUGAAUAGGUAUUAGUAGCAGAGUUAUUGCUUUCAAGUAAAUAAAUUGUUGCGUUGUGGUUAGCUUUUAUUAGGGUGCCAAAAAACGACGUUUUGGGUGAUCAGUGCCUUGUAGUAUUUUUGUUGCAUGUAUAAAAGUGAUUACAAAUCUUGAAUGGUUAUUUAUGAAACUUGAAGUUCUUAAAAAAAAUUAUAUUAUAUACAUACACAUACUGUUUAUAUAUAUACAUAAUAUAUUGUUAACUAUAUUUUCUAACUGUAUUUAAGCGAUGAUUGAUAAGAAUAAAAUAAAAGAAUAAAUAAAAAAAAAUUUGAAUAUGGCAUGUUACAUUAACUUGUUACUUUUCCUUCACUUAUAUUUUCAAUGCGCAUGUUCUUGCAAAAUAAUAACAACACCACAUUAGAAUAACUUCAUUUCUGAUGUGCAGCAUUUAUUUUUAAACUGUGAAUUGGUGCAUUGUCGUAAGUUGAAGUAUGCGACAUCUUUUUUCGACCCAAAAACUUGAAUACCUGUACUCUUGGUUUUUCAAAAUUAACAAUCGUUGGGUUUUAGAUUUACCAAUAAGAAGAAAAAAAUAUUUAUUCAACACUCACAAUGAAAAGGACCCAAAGCAAACGGUCAGGUUCAGGAUUGCCGAGAGGCGUAAGCUUGAAAAAACCGUUUGGCUUCUGCUGUGACGUCAAGAAUCAAGACUUGGACACUCGGUACGACAGGAGACAGCCGCCGUUCAAGACAUCAAUGGAAAAGAUAUUUUUAAAUGGCGGAGGACCGGACUUGAAACUGCGAAUUCAGGAUAUUGGCAAACCUCCUUAUCCUAUUCGCAGAGAGAGUCGAAGAACAUUGAUUGGGGCCCCGAUGGGUGAGUGUAACAGAUGUCGAGGCCCACUGAAAUGGUACCUCGAGGAUGAAAUAUCCCUUGCACGCGACUUGCUGGCUCACGACAGGCAAACUAAGUACAAUGCAGACGCUGACAAGCAGGUUAAUAUCGCUUUGAAAAAAGGUAAGUUUUUGAUGCACUUGUUAUAAAGCUGGGCACUAUUUAAAGAGGUGCCCUAGUCGAUUUCGACAUUGACGUAUAUAACUCCAAAUACCUAAGUCCAUGUAUCUCAGAAGCAAUAAAAGGGUUUAACAGCUCCAUACUAUACACGAUUCUGAACAAAACCACUCCAACACAUUUUUAUUUGAUGUGGAAAUAAAAAAAUGACACUGAUUCUAUGAAACUGCAAUAAUAAUUUUGUAGAAUUCAUGCCAUUUCUUUAUUUUGGAAUGAAAUGAAGCUGUGUUGGGAGUGUUUUUGUUCAGAGUUUGUGCUUAUGAGUAACGCGAACUUAGAUACUUGCAAAUAUAUGCGUUGAAGUCAAAAUCGACCAGGGCACCCUAAUAAACAGCGUAUUUUUCCUUCCAGUGAGAAGAAAAAAGGAACUCAUGAAAAAACAGAGGCAAUAGAAGGUGAACUAGGAUGGAGUAUGUGACGUGAUAGGAAGUACUUGAGAUUAUUCUGUAAUUCUCACAAUUCUUCACAAUCUUGACUGAUCUAACAUCGGAUUCAUUUUUCCAGUGAUCCGGAAUUAAGGUAAUUUAUACAUAUGUUUUUACUUUUCUUACUAAUAAACAACGAAAUCGACAAGCAAUUAAAUUUUUCAAACCUUCUUUUACGCCUUAGUAAUUUAUUUUCUCGAUGUACAAUUACCACAGAAAACAAACUGGAAACAAAAAAAUAUAUAUCUAUAGUAUGUGAUCACAAAUUUUUUUCCACAACAUAUCCUGCGUUGUCUGUUGAUAUAAUAUAAUAUGAUACAGUCAAGCAUUCGCUGCUUUGAGAAAGUGUUCUUGGGUACAAUAAAAAGAUAAUAGCAUUGUUAAUUGUAAAUAUUUCUCAACAAGGAAGCGUCAAUGCAAUUGAGAGAAAAAUACAAAAUUAAAGAAUGAAGAAAAAGAACAAUAAUACAAAAAGUACCAAAUGAACAACAGAAAGGAAUAACGCAUGUCUUUCAAGAAAACAAUUAGAUACUGCGGAAUUAACUGCGCAAUGGCAAACAACUGUAUUGCCAUAAUUGGUCAUCACUACACAGAGGAACUUUUAAUAUAUCACAUUAGCAUAUCAUUAUACAACGACAGAAUUCAGCGGUUUCUUUGCACAAGUUCAUUGUGUCAAUACUGCUGCUGCAGCUUCUGAAUGAGUAUGUAAAUAUACCACAGCAGUCACAGAAAAGUCAAAAGAUAUGAAUUUAUAAUAUGUGUCUAUAUAUAUUUGUAUGUAUAUUGUGCGGAGCCACAAAUUUCACCGUCAAUGCGAUUCUAUACUACAUUAAUUCUGAACAUUUGUUUUUCCUCUUUAUAUCAUUAUAUACAUUCACAAGAUAUUGAGCCAGCAUUCUAUAAAUCAAAGGUAUACUUGAACGUCAGCAGAAUGUAUUUUUGUCGUCUUUAAUGGAAUAUUGUGAAAAAAAUUUCCAGUUUAAAAGAAAUUCAAAUUUUAUUAACAACGUUUUUUCUCUCAAAUUUGUGCAAAGCAAAUUCUAAAAAACUAUACGGUGCAAAAAAACAACUUUUUUUGGCACAAUUUAUCCUACGUAAUUUACCACCCAACAUUUUGAAAUUUCGGUAAGGCACAAAGUAUUUAAAUUUAACAAAAAUUGUUUUAAAGAGAUAAAGAAGAAAUACGAAGUUUUAAUCCAACUGUUAAAAGUUAGAGUAUGCUACGAUUGGCUUAAUUACACCUGAUUGAGGGCCAAUUGCAACACUACAUAUUCUUAAAAUAUUAAAGAUAACACAUAAUUCUAACAAUUGCGUACAUAUAAAAAGAAUUAUCGCUUGAAUCAAAUAUUAUAUUACUAGAAAACAACUUUCAAUACUUGUAAGCUAAAAAGUAAUAAUUAUAACUGAAAUAAGUCUGUUGUAUUAAUACACAUAUCUUAAUAAAGAGGGU